Molecule: messenger RNA, 1311 nt
Organism: Salvia miltiorrhiza (redroot sage)
Lineage: Eukaryota; Viridiplantae; Streptophyta; Magnoliopsida; Lamiales; Lamiaceae
Exons: 5
Coding region: 477-1253 (258 amino acids)
Source: RefSeq, a predicted model, not a curated record
UCCAACUCGCCGAUCGAAACUAUGGACGGCGGUCGAAGGUGGUUUCCGGCGUUGUACUGUGCAAGUAGAAGGUGGUUUCUGACGUUGAUUUGUGCAAUUCGAAGGCUUUUUCCGGUGCCGAUUUGUGCAAUUCGAAGGCCGUUUCCGACGCCGAUUUGUGCAAGUCGAAGGCGGUUUUCGGCGCCAAUCAUUGCAAGGAGACGGCGGAGGCAAUUGAAUAGGAACUGUGCAAGACGUAGGCGAGUCUAUAGCAAGCGGCAGCAGAGAUGAUACUAUUUAAGGCGGCGAUUAGUCCUCGGUCUGCUACCAGGCGGCGGCUGAGACGACUUCAUUGAAGGCGGCGUCGGAGGCAGGGCCAUUUGUACAAGGCGGCGACAACAUAUAAAUUUGGAGACCUCGAUUUUUCUUAAGUUUAAAUCACCUCUUGGGAAGAAAGCAUAGGCUAAAAUGGUUAAUAGAGAGCGGCCAAAUGGUACAUGUUGAUUUUUCCUACAUUCGUAUGUAGAUAUAUGUUAACUAAUAUUAUUUUAUUUUUACAAGAUAACAAUGGUGAACGACUAAGGGAAUUCUACAACAUUUUAGCUGAAAAAGUUGUAGAAAAUAUUGUAAAAAAUCGUGUGAAAGAUGUGAGUAGCUCAAAACGUAAAGAAAAUGAUGGCCCAAGUAGUGGGGGAAUUGAAACUGAUGAUCCAAAAGUUAAUGCGGCUACAAUUAUUGAUGAGUGUGUGCAAGCUACGAUGAUGAAGAAUAAAGGAAAGGAAAAGGCAAACACUUCUUCUGCAGACACACGUAUUAAUGAGCCGAGAGUCAUAAAUGCAAGAAAGGCCGUUGUUCGGAAGAUCAAUACAACGUUGAGCAUUCACGAUGAUGACUUUGUUGAAGAUGGUUUAAAUACUAAACAAAUGAGUGUAAAUGUUGGGGAUGAAGGUCCUGUUGAAAAGGAAGCUAAGAAUCAUCAUAUGCUUCGAUCACGUGGCAGCCCAUCUUAUUUGCAGAAGUUGAUAUCAUCGCUCAACGACGCCCAAAAAGAAGCUGUGCGACAGAUCGGGUUCGGCGAUUUUCUACAUCUACAAAUCAAUGAACUCACGACAAAGUUAACAUAUUGGGUUGUCAAAAAUUUCGACAGUAAAGAGCUGAGUAUUCAACUUUGCAAUGUGCAUCACACUAAUUUAUCUAUGCAGCCAAAAAAUAAACAACUAAGCAAUUUGAAUCCCUACUAUGCAGUUAAAUUCUGCAAUUAUGCAACACACUAAUUUAACUAUGCACAUCAUUUUAUUACUCAUCUAUGAAAUAAAAAUUAAUACACAUUUC